This is a messenger RNA of Chenopodium quinoa (quinoa), 1930 nucleotides long. Its product is annotated as cytochrome P450 CYP73A100-like. The transcript is spliced from 2 exons. The coding region runs from base 85 to 1710 and encodes 541 amino acids. Gene Ontology annotation, molecular function: monooxygenase activity; oxidoreductase activity, acting on paired donors, with incorporation or reduction of molecular oxygen; iron ion binding. The record is from RefSeq and is a predicted model, not a curated record. NCBI's taxonomy places the organism in Eukaryota, Viridiplantae, Streptophyta, Magnoliopsida, Caryophyllales, Amaranthaceae.
ACAAAACUCAUAAUUGCAAUUAUAUCAAUCAUUCUAAGUAAUAUACAAUCAAAGAUCAUUACAUUCCUCCAUAAGAGGGCAAAUAUGGGAACACACUCAAAAAAUAUGUCCAAAACUAUUCUUAGCAACCUAAUCCUUCUUGCCAUAUUCAUCAUUGUACUAACAUAUUCAUCAACUAACCCAAAAUUUUCCCUAUAUCUUGCAAUAUGUCUACCCAUCAUAUUUUACUUGGUCCAUUCCCUAUUCUCUUCCCAUGCACAGAAUUACGGAAAUACCCCUCCCGGCCCGUUUGCUCUCCCUAUCUUUGGCAAUUGGCUCCAAGUAGGAAAUGAUCUCAACCACCGCCGAUCGGCAGCCCUCUCUAAAACCUAUGGCCCCGUAUUCCUCCUUAAGCUCGGUGUUCGAAACCUAGUCGUGGUCUCAAACCCUCAGCUAGCAUGUGAGGUCCUUCAUGCACAAGGGGUGGAGUUUGGGUCCCGACCUAGGAAUGUUGUCUUUGAUAUCUUCACCGGAGGCGGUCAAGACAUGGUUUUUACUGUCUAUGGCGAUCAUUGGAGGAAGAUGCGGCGUAUAAUGACGUUGCCAUUCUUCACCAACAAGGUGGUAAAUACUUAUAGCAAUAUGUGGGAGGAUGAAAUGGACAAGGCUGUUAGAGAUUUGAAGCAGAAUGAUAACAUCAUAGGCAUCAAAGCGAAAAGCGAAGGGUUUGUUAUUAGGAAGAGGCUGCAACUUAUGUUGUAUAAUAUUAUGUAUAGGAUGAUGUUUGAUGAAGGUUUUGAGUCUAUGGAAGAUCCCAAGUUUAUGGAGGCAACCAAGUUUAACUCCGAAAGGAGUAGAUUAGCUCAGAGUUUUGAGUAUAAUUAUGGUGAUUUUAUACCUUUGCUUAGACCAUUUUUGAGGAGGUAUUUGAGCAAGUGCAGAGACUUGCAGCAGAGAAGGCUGGCUUUCUUCAACAACUACUAUGUUGAGAAACGAAGGAAAAUAAUGGCAAAAAAUGGAGAAAAUCACAAGAUAAGUUGUGCCAUUGACUACAUUAUUGAUGCCGAAAGCAAAGGAGAAAUCAGUAAGGAUAAUGUUCUCUACAUCGUUGAGAACAUUAAUGUAGCAGCCAUUGAAACGACCUUAUGGUCCAUGGAGUGGGCAAUAGCUGAGCUAGUUAAUCAUCCAAAAAUCCAACAGAAAAUCCGGCAAGAAAUCGCCACUGUACUCAACGGAAAGCCAGUAACAGAAGCAAACCUUGAACAAUUACCCUACUUACAAGCAACAGUAAAGGAAACCCUAAGGUUACACACCCCUAUACCUUUGUUAGUACCCCAUAUGAACCUUGAAGAAGCUAAGCUUGGUGGGUAUACUAUACCUAGAGAGUCAAAGGUGGUGGUAAACGCAUGGUGGUUGGCUAAUAAUCCCGAGUGGUGGAAAAACCCUGAAGAGUUCCGGCCUGAGAGGUUCCUUGAGGAAGAAGGAUCAACGGAUGCAACAGUGGGUGGUGGGAAGGUGGAUUAUAGGUUCUUGCCAUUUGGUGUAGGGAGGAGGAGUUGCCCUGGAAUUAUAUUGGCGAUGCCAAUUUUAGGGCUUAUAAUUUCAAAAUUGGUGACUAAUUUUGAAAUGAAACCUCCACCAGGGGAAGAAAAGAUUGAUGUGAGUGAGAAAGGAGGACAGUUUAGUUUGCAUAUUGAAAAGCAUUCAACUGUCCUCUUCUCUCCUAUAUAAUAGUGAUGAUUUAUGCGCCAAUAUUGGCAUAUUGCCAUUUUGAGGACUUAAAUUGUUAUUUAGAGUUUGUUUCUAAUUUAAGAUUAUUCAAGAUUUCAAGCUAGCCGUACUUUACUUUAUUUGAUAAAUGUUUAUUUGUUCUCAAGACAACUUGUAAAUUUCUAGUUUUCUCUGUAACAGUUCCACAUAAGAGGAGAAAUGUUGUAUCUUUUGCAUUACA